CCUGAGUGAAAAGAAGCUCCAAAGGAUGCUGAAGGGGAGGACGCCUGAUUAAGAUGGUCAAGUUGAUUUUCCCGACGAAUCACGAAGUGGCGGUGGUGAUGGUGAUGGAACCUAUCGCAACCUUAGGGUACUUCGUAUUUUGUUUCCAUCACGAAGGAAGUGAGCACCGAGGUUAAGUUUAUUUCACAAACCCCACGAAGGGGCUGCUAUGGCUGACAAUCAGCGAGAAGGGGAUGUCAAAGCUGCUCUUCUUUCGCUCCGGACUGGCCGUGUACGAGAAAAUUUAUAGUACGAAGUGCCUGCCGGAAGUUGCGUCAUUCAUCAAAAUAUAUCAUAAGGCCAGAUCUGGUGUCGGCCCACUGAAGGUUGAAUAUCGAUGUGGUACCCAAAUUGGCGAACCCGCCCAAAGUUGCGCCUCAUCGAGGAUUCCUGGGCAAACCUGAAGCGUAAAAUCUAUUUCAAAAAAUUUGUCGCGAAAAUUUAGGAGUGAUUGAUAAACAAAACGUAGAAAGAACUCAAAAACAUGCCAUAUUUUUUACCACCUCCGAAAAUAGUUCAUUUUUUUACGCAUGCAUUAGCAGAAAUUAUCUGAUUGUCUGUGAUUUUGCGUUCAUUAAUUUCUGGGAGGUUAGGGGUCUAAAAUUAACCGUCUACAGGCGUCAUGACAACCGACGUCAAUAUUUCAACCGCAAUGAAAUUCACUCAUAGCACUGUUGUCUAAGCUGUGCUGAUUAAAUCCGGCAAGCCUUAUCUGUACUUAAGCUGUAUAAAGGCAUUGGUUUCCGUUAGGGCUUACUGUUACUACUUUCACCCGUUCGUCGGCUAUAAAAGAGUGUGUUCAUGUGCGGACUCUCGUCAAUAGCACAAAGUGAGUGAAGUCUACCGUUUUAUGAAGUUCUAAGAAAUUUCGGUUCAACAAUGACUACAAUUUGUGGAACAAUCUUCAAGAGUGAAGUUUUAAGAAAAAGUAUCGCACCAAAUCGAAUCGCCGUGAGAUUGUUUUCGAGCGUUGAAAAUCAUGACCAUCCAAUAGUGGAGUUACCAGGGCUGGGAACACUGAAAGGAUCUAGUACGCGUGGUGCCUGGACAGGAAGUAAAAUUUAUCAGUUUCUGAACAUCCGUUAUGCAGAACCAGCAGAUGGGAAAAAGCGCUUUAAGCCACCAAUUCCAGUGAAGCCAUGGGAGGGUGUUUUGGAUGUGUCUAUGCCUAAGCUAGGAUCACCAGUGUUAAUGGACAUGAAGAAGUACACACCAGACCAACUGGCUCAAAAUCAUGAAGACUGCAUAAACGUUUGUGUGUAUACUAAAAAUUUAAAUGCAAAGAAACCGGUUAUUGUCUACAUCCAUGGUGGAAUGUUUUUCACUGGAGCAGCGAGUCAUUUUCCACCGAACUACAUCAUGGAAAAGGAUGUAGUUCUAGUUGUGCCCCAGUAUCGUUUAGGACCACUCGGUUUUAUAUCCACAAGGACGGAGAACAUUCCAGGCAAUGCUGCAAUUCAUGAUGUGAAGCUGGCACUGGAGUGGGUUCAGAAGCACAUUACCCAGUUCGGAGGAGAUCCUAAUCAGGUUACGGUGAUGGCCCAGUCAUCUGGAGCAUCCAUGGUAUCGUCGAUGCUUUAUAGCCCGGCUAUUGACACUGAAAAAUUGUUCCAUAAACUGAUCCUGCAAUCAGCAGUUUGCUUUACCAAUUGGAGUUACGAUCAUAAUCCGGUAGAGAAUGCCCGUCGUAUUGCUUUGGCAGCAGGAUGUGAGCCAAAAGCCUCCAAUGAAGAAAUUGAACAGUUUUUAAUGGAGAUAGAUGUUCCACGACUUUUGUCGGGGUUCACCAAGCACUAUCGUUAUCAGAUGAACAAUGAAGGCGUCAACCAAAUUGGUGGUUGCCGACUCGUAACUGGAUGUCCUCAUCAGCUCUAUCCUGAGCUUCCGUACCAUGCUAUGCGAAAAGGAAAAGUUCGCAAGAAUCUUCCCAUGCUAAUAGGAACCAUGCAGCAAGAGGGGUCCUUCGCUUUACUAGAUAUAUUCAUAGCGUUGGGAUCUAAAAAUCUUCUGCAGCAAAAAUCAUUGCCUUCACAUAUGCUCUUAGAUGAGAUCAAUAGAAUCAUGGGUAUGGAUGAUCCAAGUUGUGUAACCAGAACUCUACAGUCUCUGCUGUUCUAUAACCAAAAGCUACUCAGACAGAAUAAUUUGAUGAAGAUGAUUCCGGCGAUGGCAGAUUCAGCGGCAGCAUGUCUCGUGAAAGGUUCGGUACUCAAACAAGCGCAGUUGAACUCUGUGUAUCAACCGAACAGCACAUUUCUGUAUAGCUUUGACUACGCUGGACAACAUACUAGAUUUGGCUAUGGGUUCGAUGUUUCGCAGUUUCCAUUCACAGGAGGGGUACAUCACACGAAUGAUUUGUUGUACCUGUUCCCGUACCCAGCGGAAGCAUCGCAGCUUAACGAGGCUGACUCCCAAAUGGCGAAGCGUACAGUUGAUCUUUGGACUUCUUUCGCCAUUGAGGGAGUGCCUUCCGCGGAAGGGCUUCCAGUGUGGCCUAGUAUGAGAGAUGCUUAUGGGCCAUACCUGAAAAUUAAUCAGAAUUGCACAGUAGCAGAAAACUAUGCGCAAGAAUUCACGGUAACAAUGCAAGACCCAGCCUCGAUUGCUAAGUCAGUGGAGCAGCGUUCUGAACUUGAUGUGCAAACACCUCCGGUAAGAGAUAAGCAGCAGUACCGGAAAGCAGUUGUUCAGUAAAAACUGUAGCAGUAGGAGAAAUCAGUGAAUUUGUACAAAUUUAGAAAUAAUAUUUAUUUAUUAUUUGUUCUAAGCAACAUUAAGACAGAU
Molecule: messenger RNA, 2823 nt
Organism: Wyeomyia smithii (pitcher-plant mosquito)
Lineage: Eukaryota; Metazoa; Arthropoda; Insecta; Diptera; Culicidae
Product: glutactin-like
Exons: 4
Coding region: 919-2733 (604 amino acids)
Source: RefSeq, a predicted model, not a curated record